Molecule: messenger RNA, 2975 nt
Organism: Fundulus heteroclitus (mummichog)
Lineage: Eukaryota; Metazoa; Chordata; Actinopteri; Cyprinodontiformes; Fundulidae
Gene: elmo3
Product: engulfment and cell motility 3
Exons: 21
Coding region: 289-2436 (715 amino acids)
Biological process (GO): actin filament organization; cell motility
Source: RefSeq, a predicted model, not a curated record
GAAACAACCCCCUAAUCCAGAGGAUUGACGCGCAGAUCGAGAAGAACUGAACUAAAGGACUGAAACCAACCCGGAACUUUUUGGCCGAUUAUUAAUCCCUGAAGCGGGCGAGUUUGGGACUUUUCCGUCGGUGUUCCGAUGGUUCUGUAGGAGAACCCACCUUUAUGGACUCACCUGGCCGCUCCUGGAGCAGAACCACGGAGUUGUUCUGAUGUUCUGACCGCCGCCGUUCCUGCAGGAGAACAGACGCUUCAGAGCAGCUCGUGAGGAGACGUCUCAGGAGGCAUCAUGCCGCAGCAGAAGGACAUCGUGAAGAUCGCCAUCCAGAUGCCCGGCGCCUACCCCCAGCUCAUCCAACUGGACCAGAAGAAGCCUCUGUCUGCUGUCAUCAAGGCCGUGUGUGAAGGAUGGAACCUGCCAGGUCCAGAGAACUACGCCCUGCAGUACGCCGAUGGAGUGCAGCUCUACAUCACCGAGUCGAACCGCCUGGACAUCAAGAACGGCUGCAUCCUCCGUCUGACCAAGGCUCCGGGCUGCAGUGCAGAAGCCCUGAAGAAGGGCAUCCAGAGCGCUGAUGGGGGGGUGCGCUGCGAGUCGCUGAAGGAGCUGGCCACCAUCUCCAGGGACGUGACCUUCGCUCAGGAGUUCAUCAACCGAGGAGGCCACACCCUGCUGGUGAAGAUCGUGGAGGACUCCAAAGAGAACAACCAGAUCAUGACGCACACGCUGACCGGCUUCAUGGAGCUGAUGGACCACGGCAUCGUGUCCUGGGAGAACCUCUCUGCCGUCUUCAUCAAGAAGAUCUCCGGCUUCGUCAGCAGCAGGUCCACAGACGAGGCCAUGCAGCAGGUGUCCCUGGACAUCCUGGAGAACAUGGUGCUGAGCAGCAGGAAGCUCUUCCUGCAGGUCAAGCAGGAGGUCACCAUGGAGAAGCUCAUCGCUCACCUGCAGGUGGAGAACCAGCAGAUCCAGACCAAAGCAAUGGCUCUGCUGAUGGCGCUGCUGCAGACGGCUGACGACUUGGACAGACAGGAGAUCUUUGCCUUUCUGAACAAGAAGAACCUGCGUCAGUACAUCUAUAAGAACAUCAUCCUGGGCUCCAGCCCCAUCCAGGAUGAGAUGGCUCACUACCUGUACGUCCUGCAGUCGCUCACCUUGAACCUCCUGGAGGCUCGCAUGAGGACGCCGCUGGACUGCUACAGCCAGGAACACAGGGACAUCCUGCAUGGACUGCGGCAGGCGGCCUUUGAGACGGAGAGCGAGAACAGCCUCAGCCAUGAGCGCCGCCGCUCGCUCUGUGCCAAAGAGUUUAAGAAGCUGGGUUUUUCUAACAACAGCAACCCGGGUCAGGACCUGGUGCGCACGCCUCCCGGCCUCCUGGCUCUGGAGACCAUGCAUUACUUUGCUGCACGCUACCCUGACGCCUACAGCAGGUUCGUCCUGGAGAACAGCAGCAGAGAGGACAAACACGAGUGUCCGUUCGCCCGCAGCAGCAUCCAGCUCACCCUCAUCCUCUGUGAAAUCCUUCGGAUCGGAGAAGCUCCCUCAGAGACGGGCUCCAGCUACCACCCCAUCUUCUUCAGCCAGGACCGGCUGCUGGAGGAGCUCUUCUGCGUCUGCAUCCAGCUGCUCAACAAAACCUGGAAGGAGAUGAGAGCCACGCAGGAGGACUUUGACAAGGUGAUGCAGGUGGUGAAGGAGCAGAUCACCAGGACUCUGGCCAGCAGGCCCACCUCCCUGGAGCUCUUCAAGAACAAAGUCAACGCUCUGAACUACAGCGAGAUCCUCAAGCUGAGGCAGACGGAGCGGCUGCACCAGGAGGAGACGCUGGCUCCGCCCGUCCUCGAGCUGAAGGAGCGGCUGAAGCCGGAGCUGCUGGAGCUGAUCCGCCAGCAGAGGCUCAACCGGCUGUGCCAGGGGACCAUGUUCAGGAAGAUCAGCAGCCGGCGCAGGCAGGACAAGCUGUGGUACUGCCGCCUGUCCCCCAACCACAAGAUGCUGCACUACGGCGACGUGGAGGAGGAGGCAGAGAGCCCCGCCAUAGAGACGCUGCAGGAGAAGAUUCCAGUGGCAGAUAUCAAAGGUCUGCUGACGGGGAAGGACUGUCCUCACAUGAAGGAGAGCAAAGGCAAGCAGACCAAGGAGGUGCUGGACCUGGCCUUCAGCAUCACCUACGACGUGGAGGAGUACAGCCUGAACUUCAUCGCCCCCUCCAGGACCGACUUCUGCCUGUGGACGGACGGGCUGAGCGUCCUCCUGGGCCGCGACAUGAGCAGCGAGUCCAUGCGCAGCGAGCUGGAGAUCCUGCUGUCCAUGGAGAUUAAGCUCCGCCUCCUGGACCUGGAGAACGUCCCCAUCCCCGAGAGCGCCCCCGUUGUCCCCAAACCGCCCAGCAACUACAACUUCUGCUACGACUUCAGCCAGACGGAGCAGUAGCCGCAGCGUCUGGGUCCCUCUGGAUCCGGUCCCUCUGGGUCUGGACCCUGUGGAUCCGGUCCCUGUGGGUCUGGACCUGUCAGUCUGGACCCAUCAGCUGAUUUUAACACUUUGCAGACGCAGGUCUGGGUCGGGCUCCUCCCUGACGACUCCUGCAGGCGGCAGUCUGCAGCUCAGCAGGUACUUUUAGCUUAAAUGUGAGCUCUGGUGUAACGGUGCUCUCUCUCUGUUUUAAAGUUUUUUUUAGUUGGGAAAACGCUGCGUAGCUUCAGGAAUAUCGCUGCACGCCGCUGCUUCUGGUUUCACGCGGGCAUUAAGCAGAAAUCAGGCAGAAAUCAGCCUCUUAGGUACUCGUUCUGAUGCGGUUCAGCCACUGUGGAGGUUUUUUACCAAACUUUAUUUUCUAUAAUUGCUGUAAAUCUGUAUGAUACUCAUGGAUCCAUUCCUGUUUUAACUCUAAGCGUGUUGCUGCCAGGUCUGUCGUUUCACUUUAAUCCGCUGCUUCCUCCAAACUGACCAAAUAAAGCCAUUAAAUCACA